GAGAAUCGCAGCUGGCUAUUUCCUUUCCUUCCCCGUGAACCAAAGCGUACUGUUCAAAUCAAUUCACGUGUUUACUGUGACAAAGAUUUGCUUUCUUAUCGGAAUUAAGAUUUAAUUUGUACAUCUCAUAGUGCACAAGCUUCAACCAGAUCGUGAAAGGUAUGCUUUCUGUUAGGAGAUUCAUCUAUCAAAUAAGAUAUAGUUUUAAUACAAUGUCUGAGGCCGUUCAAAAUGGAAAACCCAUCCUCAAACGUCCUGGAGUGGGAAUUGGGGUUCUUGUGACAGACUCCAUCAAUCCAGGAUGUGUCCUGUUAGGAAAAAGAAAAGCCAGAGUUGGAAAAGGAACCUACCAGUUACCAGGAGGUCACAUUGAAUUCGGAGAAACUUGGGAGGAAUGUGCCCAGAGAGAGGCGAUGGAGGAAGCUGGUGUCCGACUGAAGAACCUUCGCUUUGGAUCAGUCGUCAACUCCAUCAGAUUGGAGGAAAACUACCAUUAUGUCACAAUCUUCAUGCAGGGAGAACUGGACAGGUCUUUCUCAGCUGAACCAGUUAAUUUGGAGCCAGAGAAGAAUGAAGGUUGGACAUGGAGGCGGUGGGAGGAUUUUCCCCCUGAAGAGCAGCUAUUCUUGCCAUUAGCCAACCUGAGACAGCAGGACUUCCAGCCAUUCAGAAAAAGUUAAAGGGAUUUUCUGUACUUAAAACAUUACCGUAUCUCUCCCAGACCUAACCUUAUUGAGGUUCAGGUGAAAUUAAUUCCCCUUCAGGCCUUUUCUCACUCAUUUUGAAGAGAGCAUUGACCUGUUGAAAGGACACACGCCCUGACCUAAAGUUGUGAGAU
Carassius carassius (crucian carp) is the source of this 838-nucleotide messenger RNA. It is a transcript of the gene nudt15, whose product is annotated as nudix (nucleoside diphosphate linked moiety X)-type motif 15. The coding region runs from base 162 to 680 and encodes 172 amino acids. Lineage: Eukaryota; Metazoa; Chordata; Actinopteri; Cypriniformes; Cyprinidae. Gene Ontology annotation, biological process: dGTP catabolic process. The transcript has 4 exons. The record is from RefSeq and is a predicted model, not a curated record. Gene Ontology annotation, molecular function: 8-oxo-7,8-dihydrodeoxyguanosine triphosphate pyrophosphatase activity. Gene Ontology annotation, cellular component: cytosol.